This is a messenger RNA of Colossoma macropomum (tambaqui), 4255 nucleotides long. Its product is annotated as lecithin retinol acyltransferase-like. The record is from RefSeq and is a predicted model, not a curated record. Lineage: Eukaryota; Metazoa; Chordata; Actinopteri; Characiformes; Serrasalmidae. Gene Ontology annotation, biological process: retinol metabolic process. Gene Ontology annotation, molecular function: phosphatidylcholine-retinol O-acyltransferase activity. The transcript has 2 exons. Bases 3216 to 3926 code for a protein of 236 amino acids.
AAGAAAUGGUUAAGGGCAUGGUUCACCAGGACUGGAGCUGAACACCCCUGCACUGUGUUUAUUUUCAGACAUAUUCACCCACUACUGAGUUGUAAGGAAAUGACUUGUACUUACAGCUAGUGAAAUUGGACCACUGUGAUGGUCAUGGCUAAAGGUUGUUUUAAAUCAGAAGCUUAAACCGCCAAUAUGAUGAAGCAAAUGCUGUAUUUAGGAUGGUUUGUUUGAUUGGCUGUUUCAUGUUUUGAGAGGUGUUGUCACCGCUUUGGCAGUGGUUGUUAACAGGCUUUUGAGAAUAGUAGAAAGCCUAUUGACAGAAUUGCUUUUGCAGCUCUGCUGAGUUCUCUUAAGUUGUCCACAUGCUCCAGAGGUGACACUGGAGCCAUAAACCUUUGAAGACUGGAGUCGCUACCUACUCUUGUUACUUACGGCUCCUGUUGACACAGGAAGUGAAGGAGCAGGAGGGUGGGGGUGUGUCUGUGUGUGUGUGUGUGGCUGUGUGCGCUGAAGUCAACCUAAUUGUUGUAUUGGUUUCAUGAAAGAAAUGUGAAUAACUCAUUUAUCAAUUGCCCACAGACAGACUCAGCAUUUUGUCAUUAUGUGGAGAGCGCCUUGGCCUCAUUUCAAUGCAUCGCGAGUAAGCACACCACAUACACACUGAUGCAGAGUGGAUUCACCCUUCAAAAUUCACACAUUUAUCACACAGCCUUGUUCAGCUGACCCAUGCAAACACUGGGAUCCUGACAGACGAAAAGCAGCGAAGACAAAUAUCUUGUCAUUUAUCACCCACUGUCUUUUUAGAACCCUGCAUGGUGCUCAACCCCAAGGGUCCAGAGUAAUCCCCACUAAAUAUUCAGCAUUUACUCCUCAAUGGGAGCCCUUUGUUGCUACCAAGACGAACUGAUUUCUCAUCUUGUCAAUCUUCACUCUUCCACCAGUCCAAAGAGGCACGGGGGUGGGGAGAGUGCCCAUGCACACGCGUGCGUGAGAAAAGCAUUGGAGAGAAGUCUGCGUUUUUCUUAACAUUUCUAAUUUACAACUUAGAAGAAAUAUUCUUAUUUUACACUUUAUUUUAUUUAGAUUUUGGCAGAAUAUAAACAAAAGGAGAACUUAACAACUGACAACAAGCUUAACAACAAGCUUCAGGCUUCUACUGCAAUAGGCAGUUACUUACUUACUUAAAUGCCCUCCGUAUGUUUAUGUUGCAAGAUUACAUUUUUAGUUGCAGUUUAGUUCUGACCACAUUUUUCUAUGUUCUUUCAUACUUGUUCUUUAGAAGCCGUCUUUCCACUGGAAGGGAUGGAGGAUAAUUAGAACCAUAUGGAGAACUAACUCUCUUACAAUGGAAGCAAAGUACGGCAAACUAGCUCAGGCGGACCAGAGAUGAGUAGAAUAUCCUCAAGUAAAUGCCUUGUUACUGCAGUUAAAAUGCUGCCUUAAAUUCGUAAACUAUCAGGUAAAAAAAAUACUCCAGUGGACCUUACAUCCUGGAUCUCAAUGUGAAUGACUAAAACAGAACUGAAUACAAAGUAGAUUCCUUUAUUCACACAGUCGCAAAAGAAAUAAUUUCAAAAAUCACAUUCAUAAAAUUUUACUUAGUCUGACACAGAUUUACUUUGUUUUUUGUACACAUCACUAGAGGACACCCAGAGUUUCAGGUGAAACUUAAAGAUGUCUAAGUGCUCUUAUUCCAGCCCAUUUACUGAAGCCAACCUGUAGGCAAGUUUAAUGCUGAAUUUAUGAUACAAUUCUCAUUCUUUGUUUCCAAGCUGACUUGUCUACAGACACUUUUACAAUAUAGUAUGGAGGCAGUAAUGUAAGUCAGAUUUCCACGUUUAGUAAAUCAACCUGACUUUUAAAUGAUGUUUAAAUACUGUUAUGAUGUAGAAUUUGCUUUUGACUUCGGAUAUGACUUUGAAUUAAUUAACAAAUUAUGACUUUGGUGUAUAUUGUAGGUUGACUGAGUGUAUUGUGUAGGAACCAAACUUUAACGUAAUGUUUAGCUACUUUUUUGAGGUAGGGUUUGGUAUGAAGGCUUCAUUGUAGUUUGGUUACUGUAUGGUAAAUCAGCCAGACUUCCCCUGAUGUUUAGCUACUUUUCUGAUUUUGCUUCUUAGCUGACUUUAAACUGAAAUUAUGGGUUUGGAUUAGAGGCAGUAUUGUAGUUUUGAGGUAACAUAUGUUAAACCUGACUUGCACAUGAUGUUUAGCUACUUAUCUGAUGUAGGCUGUUUCUUUGGUGACAUCUUCAGAGAAGAGACUUAAAAUUCUUCCUCACAAAAUCUGUUUGGGCUUUCUGUCUGACAUCUUCAGACACAUGACUUUAAACUAAAAUACUUCUUCAAAAUACUUUGGUUUCUGUGUCAACCAGACUUCCACAUGGUGUGUUGAGCUACUUUUUUGAGGUACACUGUUUCUGAGCUGAUUUGUCUUAAAACAUAAGAUUUUUGACUUUAAAUGUUAUUUGCUUUGGAGGCAGUAUUGUAGUUUUGAGGAAAUGUAUUAUAUGUUAACCAGACUUCCACAUGAUGUUUGGCUUCUUAUCUGGUGUAGGCUGUUUCUCUGCUGACUUGUCUUCAAAGACAAGACUUGAAACUAAAAUACUGCUUCUAAAUCUUCAGUCUUUGGAGGCAGUAUUGUAUUUUGGAGGUAGUGUAUGGUAUGUCAGCCAGACUUCCACAUGGUGUCUGAGCUGAUGUCUUCAAACAUGAGACUUAUGACUUUAAAUGUACUUCGGUUUGGAGGCAGUAUUGUAGUUUGUACAGAGUAUCCUAAAUCAGCCAGAUUUCCGUUGUUGUUGGCCUACUUUUCUGUUGUAGUCUUAAAACAGACUUUUAGCUGGGCUUUGGUGGCUGCAUUGUAAUUUGGAGAAGGUAUUGUAAAUUAGCCAGCUCAUUAUUUUGUUAGACUUUAUUUUGUGUUUAGACUUUAACUUAAAUUGCCUCAAAUUGAGUCACAAAGUUUGGACAGUGUUGUAAGUCAUCCAGACUUCCACAGCAACUUUUCUGAGGGUACUUUCAUGAGGUAGAUCACAUCUCUGUUUUUUCCCCACUUAGCAAGACUUUCCAAAACAUCAUCAGUGGUCAUGGCUGGCUGUCUUGUCUCUUUUUUCAUCGUGUGUGAGUAUGUGUGUGUUCUGACGUCACGCGGCGAGCAGAAGUGCAGGCACUGGCUGGCUAACGCGAAAACUCGCCGACCCUCCGUCCCCCUUCGGCACGAUGCUGGACUCGCUGGCGCUGUUGCUGGAGAAAGCCUUCCUCCUCGCCCAUUUCGACAUUUUCAGCGUGCUGCUCUCCAGCGAGGAGAAGGACAGGAAGGUGGAGAAUGCGGCGGAGGUGGAGAGGGAAAGGCGCCUUCAGCAGCAGCGGCUCCGGCGCGGCGACCUCCUGGAGGUGCCUCGCACCCUCUUCAUCCACUUCGGCAUCUAUCUGGGCGACGGCAAGGUGGCCCACCUGAUUCCCGACAUCCUGCCGGCGCUGACGAGCGAUGAGCACCGCAUCGGGAGGGUGGUGAGCAACAACCGGCUGCUGCUCGGCGUGCUCUACAAGUGCGCAACCAUCCGCGUGGACACGCUGGAGGACUUCGCGUACGGCUCGCCGGUGCUCCUCAACACCAUGGACGACGCACUCAGGACGCGACCGCUGGCCAACGAGGAGGUGGCGCUCCGGGCCGAGAAGCUCAUAGGCAGGAUCCCGUACAGUCUGCUGUGGAACAACUGCGAGCACUUCGUCACCUACUGCCGCUACGGCACCGGGGUCAGCCUGCAGACCGACAAGUUCUGCGAGUGCCUGAAAUCCAUCAUCCGGGAUCAGAGGAGCGUGCUUGUGGCAACAGUCCUCGGAGUGUGUUGCAUGCUUUUCAUGGGAUUAUCACCCUCCACAGCACUUCCAACCCUCCUCAUCCUCUUCAUCUUGUGGAUGGCUGGAUAAGAGACUUUUCUUGCUGUGCUCAUACCCGGCUAAACCGGAUCUGAGUGCUGUUUAAUAUUCAACUGUCUGCUUUCACGAAGACAUUGAAAUAUCAUUGUGUCAGUUUGAUAGUUGGAUAUGUUUAGCACAGUUUAACAGUAUUAUGUUAAAGCUAACCCCUUAUUUUUUGUACCUUAUUCAGUCAACAUUAAUAAAUGUUGAAACAAGCAGUACAAAAAUUGUUUCUCCAUAUAACUGCUUUUCUCAUGACCUGCUACAGCACUCUACAAACAAACCGGGAGAAAAAUGACUAGAUCUUAAAAAUGCCUUUGUUGCUGAGUUCUUAUAAU